This is a messenger RNA of Candoia aspera, 2044 nucleotides long. RefSeq names its product actin beta (gene ACTB). Bases 160 to 1287 code for a protein of 375 amino acids. NCBI's taxonomy places the organism in Eukaryota, Metazoa, Chordata, Lepidosauria, Squamata, Candoiidae. The transcript has 6 exons. The record is from RefSeq and is a predicted model, not a curated record.
GCGCGCGGCGGCAAAGCGCGCAGUCGUUAAGCGUCGUUCGGUCUUCUUCGUCCGCCGGUGGAUCGCUCAGCUGCCUCGCUUGCUCCCUCCCCCCCGCCCGAAGGGUUUCCAAAAGGCACCUCCGAGCGCUUCUAAGCCGCCACCUCCCGAAAGAUCGCCAUGGAUGACGAUAUUGCUGCGCUCGUCGUUGACAACGGGUCUGGCAUGUGCAAAGCCGGCUUUGCUGGAGAUGAUGCCCCCAGAGCCGUUUUCCCCUCGAUCGUUGGUCGCCCCAGACAUCAGGGUGUGAUGGUAGGAAUGGGCCAGAAGGACAGCUACGUUGGGGAUGAGGCGCAGAGCAAGAGGGGUAUCCUGACCCUGAAGUACCCCAUUGAACAUGGCAUUGUCACCAACUGGGACGACAUGGAGAAGAUUUGGCACCACACCUUCUACAAUGAGCUUAGAGUUGCCCCUGAAGAACACCCUGUGUUGUUGACAGAAGCGCCCCUGAAUCCCAAGGCCAACAGGGAGAAGAUGACCCAGAUCAUGUUUGAGACCUUCAACACCCCAGCCAUGUACGUCGCCAUCCAGGCUGUGCUCUCCCUGUACGCCUCUGGCCGUACCACCGGCAUUGUGAUGGACUCUGGUGAUGGUGUCACCCACACUGUGCCCAUCUACGAAGGUUACGCCCUGCCCCAUGCCAUCCUCCGUCUGGACCUGGCUGGCCGCGACUUGACCGACUACCUCAUGAAGAUCUUGACAGAGAGAGGCUACAGUUUCACCACCACGGCCGAGAGAGAAAUUGUGCGUGACAUCAAGGAGAAGCUGUGCUACGUUGCCCUGGACUUUGAGCAGGAGAUGGCCACAGCUGCUUCCAGUUCCUCCCUGGAGAAGAGCUACGAGCUGCCUGAUGGGCAGGUGAUCACCAUCGGCAACGAGCGGUUUAGGUGCCCAGAAGCUCUCUUCCAGCCAUCUUUCUUGGGCAUGGAAUCCUGUGGCAUCCAUGAAACCACCUUCAACUCCAUCAUGAAGUGCGAUGUCGACAUUCGCAAAGACCUGUAUGCCAACACCGUCCUCUCUGGUGGCACCACCAUGUACCCUGGCAUUGCGGACAGGAUGCAGAAGGAAAUCACAGCGCUGGCACCCAGCACAAUGAAAAUCAAGAUCAUUGCCCCACCUGAGCGUAAAUACUCUGUCUGGAUUGGGGGCUCCAUUCUGGCCUCUCUGUCCACCUUCCAGCAGAUGUGGAUCAGCAAGCAGGAAUAUGAUGAAUCUGGACCUUCCAUCGUCCACCGCAAAUGCUUCUAAAGCAGGACUUAGUUACCACGAUAGCAUUUUUUUCCUCUUUUUUUUGACAAAAAUAAUCCCCAUAACUGCGCAUAAGCGAAAGUUGAGAUUGGCAUGGCUUUCUUUGUUUAUUUGGCGCUUGACUCAGGAUAUAAAAACUGGAACGGUGAAAAAGUUUUGACGGCAGCAGCCUUUAUUAAAAAAAAAAAGCAAAAAAAAAGUUUUGGAGCGAACACCCCCCCCUCCAAGCCCCCCAGUUCUGCAGUGCAUCUGAGGACUUCGAUUGUGCGUGUGUUGUUGUUUCUUUUUCGAAAACAAUAGUCAUUCCAAAUACCGUAUAACGCAUUGGGAGGAAGUUAAACCAGCCUCUAUGAAAACAGCAGCCCGGCUCUUCCAGAAGAGCAGAAACAGAUUUCUGGUUUUCUAUAACAUGUUGCUUGUGCGUGAAUCAUGAAGUGAUUCAAGUGUCUUUUUUCUGUAUCUUGCGCCUUAAAACAAAACUUUUUUAAAAAGCCACACUUGAUCUUCAUCUGAAUUUUUUUUUUUUAGACAUUUUGGGUCAGGUCAAGAAAAAAAAUGGGCUGUGUGUGUUUCUCUUCUUCCCAAUCUACAUGUGAAGGCUCUUCUCCCUUCCGUGUCCCCCACCAAGGGACGUGCCCUUCCACACUUUUGAUGCCAGUAUGUAUAAGGGGUACCAGGGCAGAGGGAGGGGCAGGCAAAACUGUACACUGACUCAAAAAAACAAAACCCAGUUUCAAAUAAAGAUGCACAACCAUAA